Messenger RNA from Populus euphratica (Euphrates poplar), 744 nucleotides. RefSeq lists its product as uncharacterized. The coding region runs from base 1 to 744 and encodes 247 amino acids. The record is from RefSeq and is a predicted model, not a curated record. The transcript is spliced from 3 exons. Lineage: Eukaryota; Viridiplantae; Streptophyta; Magnoliopsida; Malpighiales; Salicaceae.
AUGGGAGACGAAAACCAAGGAAGCAUGUCUUCAGUAGCAAGAUGGGAUCAUCCCAAUCACCAGCUUUACCUUCACCAUUUAGAUCAACCUGGCGCUGUUUUUAUGCCACAACCUUUGGUUGAAGACAACUACAACACAUCGAGCCAAUCCAUGACUAUGGCUCUGACAAUUAAAAACAAGAUUGGAUUUAUAGAUGGCUCAAUGAAGGAGCCUGAUGAGAAGAAACCAGAUGAGAAGAAACCAGAUGAGUAUCAACAAUGGAAUCGGUGUAAUAGUUUGGUUAAAACGUGGCUGCUGGGAUCUAUGCCCAAAGAUAUUGCAACCAGUGUCAUUAACUACAAGGAUGCCAGGCAAAUGUGGCUUGAUUUACAAGAAAGAUUCUCACAUGUGAAUGUGGGCAACAUGUCUGUGGGAUCCUGCUUCACAAAACUGAAAGGUUUAUGGGAUGAGCGUGAUGCACUCUACACCUUUCCAACAUGCACUUGUGGAUCAAUCAAGGAAGUGGCUGCAUACCUGGACACACAGAAAACCAUGAAAUUUCUCAUGGGUCUUAGUGAUUCAUAUGUGGGUGUUCGUAGCAACACUCUGUUGCAGGAUCCAUUACCAAUAAUAAACAAGACAUAUUCACUGGUUCUUCGUCAUGAAAAACAAUCAGAAGUGACAACUGGGAAAAGUCUUGCUCAACCAGAGGCUACUACCUUUGCCGACAUACGGCUGAAUAUUGUCGCAAGAGGAAAGCAGUAA